AUGGGCCUAGAGCUCUACCUGGACUUAAUAUCCCAGCCCUGCCGCGCCGUCUACAUCUUCGCCAAGAAGAACGGCAUCCCCUUCGAGUUGCGCACGGUGGAGCUGCUCAAAGGUCAGCACCACAGCGACGCUUUUGCCCAGGUGAACCCCCUGAAGAAGGUGCCAGCCUUGAAGGAUGGGGACUUCACCUUGGCUGAGAGUGUGGCCAUCCUGUUGUAUCUGUGUCGCAAGUAUGAGGUCCCUGACCACUGGUACCCUCAGGACCUGCAGGCCCGUGCCCGUGUGGAUGAGUACCUAGCAUGGCAGCACACGGCCCUACGGAAUAGUUGCACACGAGCCAUGUGGCAGAAGAUGAUGUUCCCAGUGUUCCUGGGCGAACAGGUGCCCCCUGAGACUUUGGCAUCUACUCUGGCUGAGCUGGAAAGGUGCCUGCAGCUGCUUGAGGACAAAUUCCUAAAGGACCAAGACUUUCUUGCUGGACCCCACAUCUCAGUGGCUGACUUGGUGGCCAUCACGGAGCUGAUGCAUCCUGUCAGUGCUGGCUGCCAAGUCUUCAAAAGCCGACCCAAGCUGGCUGCAUGGCGCCAACGCGUGGAGACCGCCGUGGGAAAGGACCUCUUUCAGGAGGCACAUGCAGUUGUCAUGAAGGCCAAGGACUUGCCUCCAGCAGACAGUGCCAUAAAGGAGAAGCUGAAGCCCUUGGUGCAGGUUUUGUUGCAGUGA
This is a messenger RNA of Puma concolor (puma), 723 nucleotides long. RefSeq names its product glutathione S-transferase theta-3-like. Gene Ontology annotation, molecular function: glutathione transferase activity. NCBI's taxonomy places the organism in Eukaryota, Metazoa, Chordata, Mammalia, Carnivora, Felidae. Gene Ontology annotation, biological process: glutathione metabolic process. The record is from RefSeq and is a predicted model, not a curated record. Gene Ontology annotation, cellular component: cytoplasm.